UGCCAAAAGAAAAAAAAAAACCGUGUUUUUUGCAGCAUGGCGGCAACCGACUGCGUCUUACGCCGAACUCUGAGGCGGUCCAGAACCGCGCCAAAUCAGGUCCUGACAUGUCACAUAUCUUCAAUAAGAACGAAAACCAAGCCCUUCGUGUCUUCAUGUGACGUUUGCAUGUGUGCGUGCCCGCGCGUGUGUGUGUGCGUGUGCACGCGUGCGUGCGUGCGCGUGCGUGCGUGUGUGUCUUCUGAAAAGAAAAGAGAGAAGGAUGUGCAACUUUAACGUUAGUUUCGAAACAUUACACGAGGAUUAAUACUCAGCGGAUAUCGGUACCAUUUUGUGUUAUUUUUUUUUUUUAAAAGCAUAAAAGUACACAAAGCAUGUCGUUUAUUGUUGUUUGAAGCAACUACAGCAAAAAUGAGCUUAGCUAUAUGUUGCCAGUUUGACUAAACUGCAGAGAGUAGCUGGUGUUUAAGGCAAGGCGUUUAUUUUGAGAGGUGGUCUUUAUUUACACUAUUUCCGCUUUGUGUAUGACACUGACUGGUACAUUUUUCCUUAGCGGAAAGGGCCAUCUAGAUUAUUCUAAGUAUUAGAAGUCGAUUAUUUGGGGUACGGCGUUUAUUGGAGUGGAUCGGCGAGACCUAAACGAGGGAGGGGGCCGCAAUUUUUCGGCAGCGCUACCAGGGCCACAGAGGAAAAACAAUGUUGAGGGGGUGUUAAUCAAGGGGCCAGCGAGAUUAUGGGCGCGGGCCGCCAGUCGCCCACGCCUGGGCUAAGGACAAGCGCCGUGGAGGAUGGAUGGAUUAUGAUGACGGCGGUCCCAGGUGGUCUGCAGGGAGACGCUCUACGUGUUGGACGUGUUGCGCUACACCAGAGACCUGGGCUCCUCCAUCUACUUCCCGCACACCGUCUUCAGCGGCGACGACCUGUACGACGUCACACUGAGCGACCGCGACUGCCGCCUGCGCGUCACCCUGGAUCCCGGGCUCAACGUGCUGGUGGAGAGGCACGUCCUGCGGUUGGGCGCGGCCUUGCGGACCGCCACCCUGGCCCCCGCCAUGGUGGGCUUGGCGGACCGCACUGAGGACCAAAGCUUCAUCUUGGUCAACGUGGAGAUGAGCGUGGCCGCGGGCGACGACGAGAGCCGGGACUCGGAUUGGGACUCGCUGCCCUGGAGCGGCUCGCCCGAUGUGUCAGGUCCUCUGCUGGCCAGUCGAGCGUUCUUUCUGCCACUGUGGAAUAAAGUGGACUUCCACGGAGACGCCUGGAAGCAGACGCCGCCUCCCAUGAGCGAGCACGACGGGAAAGUUUACCACCCGUCCGUGACCAUCAAAGGCCUCCGCGAGGGAUUUAUAGGGCGCAAAGUUUGGGUCCGGGGCAGCAUCCUGCACCGGCUGAUCCUGCGCAUCACGGCGAAGUCAAAACUGACUUAUUAUGGGAAAGCAGAUAGGAACUCCAAGUGUCCUUAUCAGGUGGGUGAAGGCGUCGCCAUCGAGGAAAGCGGACGCGGCGUCUUACGCACGCACGCACGCUCGCAUGCGCUCGCUCGGCAGGGGCUGUUGGAGGCGUGCGACCGCACGGGAAGCGUGUCGGUGGUGAUGUGGAACGGCCUGUGUGUCAACUGGUUCUGCGUUCUCAAGCCCGGUGACGUCAUCAGCCUGAGCCACUUCCGGGUCAAGCGGCGCUACAUGUCCGAGGGCGACGACAUCGAGAUCAGCGCGAACAGCCAGAAUCUCGCCGCUCGCAUCUCUCUGCUCCCGGAGGCGUCGGUGGCGCCCGCCCGCCUGCCGCCGCCCGCGAGCGCCUACGACUUCUGCGGCAGUGAGCAACUUUCGGCUCGCGCUCACGGCGCCGUCUGCGACGUCAUCGGCUUGCUGGUCUUCGCGGGGCGCUCCGAGCGGCUGAGAAAGGGGUCAGAGCUCUUGGAGUAUCGCUGGCUGCGUUUGCAGGACGGGCGCUGCUCUCGUCCAAUCUGGAUCCAGCUUUUCGCCACCUCUCAGCCGCAGACUCACCGCAGGCUCCACCCAUGUGGUCCAGACGGCGGCGGGAGUCUUGUACCUGACCAACACGCCGCACACAAUGCUACAGCUCACAGGCGGGCACAGAGGUUACGGCCAGCUGCCGGCGGUGCAGCAGUUCCUCGACUGGCUGCGGCGGCAGGACGACAAGCGGAUGAAGCGCGCGGCUCUGAUUGGCGGGUACUUCGUCUACCCGCCCCCUCCCGUCUCCUUGGAAACGUACAUGAGAGACAGUCGAGGUCAGCGGACCGUCACCGGCGUGCUUGGAAAGGAAAUUCAGCGGCCUCUCACCGGGAGCCCGGUUUCCUCCGGGGGACUGUGCUUCUGCGGGAGAUGAAGAAACUUUGUUACAGGGAGCGACGCACCUUCUGUAUCGAGGCCACCGUUACCAUGGUUGCAUACUGUAGCCGAGGAGAGGAGGGGAGUUGCAUCUUUUGGCGAGACGCAUCUUCGUCUCUGUCCUCCUCCUCCUCCUCCUCCUCCCCCUCGCCCUCCUCCUCCUGCCGGGUUACGCCGUCGCCGACUGCCAGUCAGCGGACGGCCCGCCCGCUGACAUCCACCAGCAGCGGCAGGCCGUGUAAGAGGAAGCUGCUGCUGCACUCGGACACGCCGGCAAAAGGACGUCCUCGAGCGACCGUCCAACCCAAAGGCAGCAACGAGACAGGUGUGUCCGUGUGUACGUCCAACAUGACGUGGCGUGACGAUCUUCUUUUCGAGGCUUCCAUGGAGUUCCUCCAUAACACCGACGACGACGACGAAGAGGAGGAGGAGGAGGAAGAGGAUGAGCAGGGCGACACUUCUUAUUCCACCAGCAGCCCUUCCCCGCCGCAUUUCCCGCACGUCGCCGUGGAGACGCUGGCCAUGCGCUACAACCCCGCCUGUAAGAAAGAACAGGCGGUUGCCGUGACGAUGGGAGGAAGCCUCACCUGUGCCGCCGUCUUCGCCUCCGACAAUUACUACACGCUCAGGCUUAAGGCUUUGUCGGACGACACGUGCAUCCACGCCAUCUUCCUCCCCCAGUCGUCCUCUUCCUCCCUCUUGCCACGCCCCGGCUCCCACGGCAACACCUGGGCCUCCAUCUUGUCCCACGGAGCCUUCUCAUCUCACGCGCCCCCGCCGUCGCCAGGUGACCUCAUCGCCACGGCAAGGCAGCUGGCCAAUCGUAGGUUGGCGUGUUUGCUGGAUGUGUGUCAUCUGGGCGGAGACUCCAACGAGGUGGUCAUCAGACGAGCGUUCCCGAUGACCUGAGGACUCCCAAGUUUGUUUUGUCACGUUUUUGACAUUGAGCUGCGCGGUUGAAUUGCAGUUACGACGUCUACCUCACUGUCUGCAACGUUCGGCGUUGGAUUGUUUACAAAAUCGUUUUCGAUGUCUGUUUUGCACUUUUCAACAUGUUUACAAGCAGAAGCUGUUGCACACGUUUUCCUGUAGGAAUAUCUUUGUUGCACUUUAUUUGGUUUUCAUUAAAAAGUGUCGUCGCAA
Molecule: messenger RNA, 3494 nt
Organism: Phyllopteryx taeniolatus (common seadragon)
Lineage: Eukaryota; Metazoa; Chordata; Actinopteri; Syngnathiformes; Syngnathidae
Product: RPA-related protein RADX
Exons: 18
Coding region: 1053-3260 (735 amino acids)
Biological process (GO): regulation of DNA repair
Cellular component (GO): replication fork
Molecular function (GO): single-stranded DNA binding
Source: RefSeq, a predicted model, not a curated record